AUGGUCAACUCAGAGAAGGGCCGGUUCUCGUUCACUUUGACACCAACGGCCCAAGAACCGCACAUCCACGAGCCAGUGACAGGAGAUACCAAUGCACAGUCCGACGGUGGGGUAUUCGAUCGAAAUCCUUUUGAAGAUGGUCAAAGCAAUCUCAAUCCGGAGCGCGGGGAGGAGUGGGCCGCUCUAGAGAAGCGGGUACGAUGGAAAGUCGAUCUCCGUCUUUGUAGCAUCGGUGGGCUCUUGUGCAGUCUCAAUUUGUUAGACUCGGGUAUUUUGUCCUCAGCCUCGGUAACGACCAUGCUCAAUGAUCUUGAAUUAAACCAGGGAAACCGGUAUUCUGUCUCCAUCUUUAUUUUCACAAUCUCCAGUGUGAUCUUUCAGCUACCGUGUACAGUCGCAGUUCGCUUUGUCGGCCCACGCAUCUGGUUUGCCACCAUCACAUUCGUAUUUGGGCUGUUGACACUAUGCACUGCUUUCGUCCACACCUGGCAGCAGAUGAUAGUCCUGCGUGUGCUACUCGGAAUUUCUAUGUCCGGCAUUUACCCUGGUCUAACCUACCUGGUCAGUGCCUGGUACCCGCGAGGAGAGCAACAGCUCCGAUUUGCAUUUUUACAGUCCGGGGAAGUUGUGAUCCUGGCCACUGGCAAUAUUGUAAAUUUUGGUCUCAAUCAUCUAAACGGCGUGGCCGGGUUGGCGGGUUGGCGUUGGAUGUAUGUUGUCCAGGGUCUCAUUACUUGCGUCCUGGGUAUCAUUACCUAUUGGUGGAUGGUUGAAUUCCCCGAGAACGCUCAGCGUAGCUUUUGCUUUCUUUCGGACCAGGAAGCGUGUCUCGCAAUGCGCCGAAUUCAGGACGAUCGAGCUGAUGUUAUCCCGGAACCGUUUUCCUGGGGCACGCUUCUUGCUAAUUUCAAGGAUCCGAAGAUCUAUGGUUUCGCGGUCAUGUUUUUCUUGCUCAAUCUCAUCUCGACUGCCUUGUCGUAUUUUCUACCCAUCAUCUUACAAUCUGGUAUGGGUUUCAGCGCAAACAAAUCCAUUCUGCUCUCCACGCCGCCUUACUACUAUGCCGUCAUCCCGGUUAUUCUCACAUCACUUAUUGGUGAUUUCUACCGCGUUCGUGGGCCGCUGAUCAUCUUCAAUGCCCUAGUCCUCAUCGCUGGUUUUCUUAUGCUCGGUCUUGCCGCAUCCACCCUGGUCACAGUGCGUUACAUCGGCACCUUCUUGGCUACCGGCGCUUAUAUCUCGAACUGGGCUGCCCUCAAUGCUUUCCAGGCCAACAAUAUCGUGGGCCAGUGGAAACGAGUGGCCACUGCAGCGGCGGUCACUGCAUUCAAUGGACUUGGAGGUGUGGCAGGCAGCUAUAUUGUUCGGCAGCAAGAAGCCCCGCACUAUCAAACCGCAGUUUGGGUAUCAGUCGGUUCCCACAUUCUUCUCAUUGCGAUCGUGGGCGCAUUCGCAAUUCACUUUUACGUUGCCAAUCGCCAGCAAGGGCAGGGAUUUAAGAUCCUUGAGGGUGUUGUGAGUGCUUCUUCUCAAUGA
Molecule: messenger RNA, 1536 nt
Organism: Penicillium digitatum Pd1
Lineage: Eukaryota; Fungi; Ascomycota; Eurotiomycetes; Eurotiales; Aspergillaceae
Product: putative MFS transporter
Biological process (GO): transmembrane transport
Cellular component (GO): membrane
Molecular function (GO): transmembrane transporter activity
Source: RefSeq, a predicted model, not a curated record